GAGGAAGAAGGAGAGGUGAUGAAGUUUAAGACAAGAAGUUUCAUCAUUCAUAGGAUGUUUAAGAAAAAGGUGGGCGUGUGUUUGAAGAAGAUAAAUGAAGACUCUCAAGCAUAGUUGCAGGUCUUCCCUUUCUCCACGAUGGACGGCUCUGGAGGUCCUCCCCUCUGCUUCCCCAACCUCAACUCCUCCUGCAGGCGGCUGCUGCGACCCACCUCCCAGGCCGCUCUUCUCUACACCCUGCUGGCUUCAGUCUCACUGCUCACUGUGGUGCUCAACCUGCUCGUGGUCAUCUCCAUCUCCCACUUCAAGCAGCUCCACACCCCGACCAAUGCCCUGCUCCUGUCCCUGGCCGUGUCCGACCUGCUUUUGGGGUUGCUGGUGAUGCCCAUUGAGGGCCUGCGCUACAUCGAGACGUGCUGGCUGCUGGGGAGGCUGAUGUGUGCUCUCAGUCCUUAUUUGUCUUACUGCUUCCUCUCUUUUUCUCUGGACAGCAUGGUGCUCAUAUCUGUAGAUCGCUAUAUAGCCAUCUGUGACCCUCUGCUCUAUUCCUCAAAGAUCACAGUGAACAGAGUGAAGCUUUCAGUCUGUUUCUGCUGGGUCUGCUCUCUUCUCUACAAUGGCUGCAUUCUCAUGGAACACUUAGGGUCGCCGGACAGGUUCAGCUCCUGUCACGGGGAGUGUGUUGUGUUCAUCAGCUACACUUCAGGCACAGUAGAUCUCUUUUUGUCAUUUGUUGCCCCCUUUGCUGUAAUGUUUGUUCUGUACAUGAGGGUGUUUGUGGUUGCUGUUUCUCAGGUGCGUGCCAUUCAGUCACAGGUGGCUGUGAGAGCAGCUCCAGCUGCUAAAACAUCAGAGUUGAAGGCAGCCAGGACACUCGGGAUUUUGAUAGCUGUGUUUCUAAUGUGCUUCUGCCCUUAUUAUUAUCCUUCCUUUACAGGUGAUGACACCUCUACAAGCUUGCCUUAUUACGCUGUGCUGUUUUGGAUCAUGCUAAUAAAUGCUUGUGUGAACCCUGUGAUUUAUGUUCUGUUUUACCCCUGGUUUAGAAGAGCUAUCAGAUUCAUCGUCACCCUCAGAAUACUGCAGCCUCACUCCAGAGAGGUCAAGAUCCUGUAGGCAGCGCAAUACAACUUAAUCAUUUUUCAACUUUCAUGAUAAAUUUUCACCUUUAAAUGUGGGUGUACAUCUGCCCAGCAUCACCUUUUGUUCAGUACAUAAUGAGCAGCAGCGCAGACCCGCGCAGGUAGUGCCCCUGUAUGCAGAUCUCCUGUGCACCUGAAAAUUGCAGGAAUUAAACGCAUGCACUGACCUUUAAUAUAACUCCUCAUAAAUAUGUGCUAAGUUGCAAUAAAAGAGGUUAGUCAGUUUGCUUCCUGUUAAUGGCUUUUUUUCUUCAUAAUCUCUGUGAAGGUAUUAAAGUCUGCUUAUUUGUUGUCAUUUAUUGUCACACAGUCUGACUGUAAAGGGCUCUUUCAGACUUUACUUUGCUGAAUCAAAAACAUUGUCAUUGUAUGAGAAAUACCUGCAGCCGUCUUACUCUUUCAAUCUGAAAAUCUUUCAGUAUGUUAAAUAUGAUGUCUAACAAACCA
Messenger RNA from Oreochromis niloticus (Nile tilapia), 1589 nucleotides. RefSeq names its product trace amine-associated receptor 13c-like. The record is from RefSeq and is a predicted model, not a curated record. Gene Ontology annotation, molecular function: trace-amine receptor activity. The transcript has a single exon. NCBI's taxonomy places the organism in Eukaryota, Metazoa, Chordata, Actinopteri, Cichliformes, Cichlidae. Gene Ontology annotation, biological process: G protein-coupled receptor signaling pathway. The coding region runs from base 139 to 1116 and encodes 325 amino acids. Gene Ontology annotation, cellular component: membrane.